GGACUGAAGUGCACAGGUUCCAUUAGGUAAGUAGGUACUUACGUACAUACCUACAUUGUAGGUCGGGUCCCCAUUAAGUCAGGUACAUGCAAGUACGUUAUACAUCUACUAGUAGGUAGUAUGUUUGGGCCCAACAGUGGGUGCGCGUAAAAUGAACGAUGAAAAAAAAAAGGGCCAAGGCGAAAACAACGAACUGCACAAGGUCAUUCAUUCUACCAUUUCACUGUCCGGCUAGAGGCAGAGAGAUUGAGAUUGGUAAUUAUCCAAGUGGUUAGGGCAGUUACUUAGUACAGGACAGGGUUGUAUCUUGUACUUAGUAGUAUGCGCCAUGCUGUGUGAUCGUUGGUCUGGUGGUAUCCCAUGCUCUACCUGUAACUUGAUCAACACAAACCAGCUUCUUGGUUCCCAAUCCCUGUUAUUUGUCCCGGCUUGCUUACACUCUUACACUCCUUCAUUCCUCGGGGCUGCUCUGGUGCUGUCACCAUUUUUUCCCUCUUCAUUUUCUUCUUGUUCCGACCCCUACGCUACACCUUACCUGCUACCCAGUGUAGGCACAGCUAGGACCGGCCUGCUGUGGUGGAAAUCGGGUGUGUGCGUUUGUGGCUUCAUUUCUUUCCACUCCUUUCCCUCUUUUGGUCCGCGCCACAAAUCCAUUCUAUCGUUCGUGUGUGUGCCCGUGUCUCAAGAGGCCCAUACAUAUCUUGCAGUGGUACCAGCAACAUCGAUUGUAGCCAGGAACCUCUUACACAAUCCUUUCAACUUUGUGUACCUCGAACCCUCUAGUUCUUGCACCACCAUUAUCCUCCACUGUGCCCUGGGCGCUUGCAUACGUUUUACUCGCAUUACACUUGCAUAUAUCCGCCCACCGGCCUUCGUUUAUGCAUUCCUUUGUCACCCUCGAGUCCAAAGUAUUCUAACCGACUGGAUGCCUCAGCUCGCCUCGGGAUCCCAUCACCUUACUCCAUCCUGUACUUUCGUCACUUCUUGUCUCAAGCCGUUUAGGCUGAGACACACUUCGACUCGCCUCUGCCUUGUCCAGACGUUCAAUCCGGUCCCGUAUCUCGUGCCCGCUCUCGUCUCCUCGAAUCCGACUAUCGUUAAGAGCAUGGAUGGUCCCUGACCUCUGUUGAUAACAUCAUCCGCUUCGGCCUAUAUUGUCAUAGUGGCUAGUAACCCGACGAUUAAACAUCUGGAAACCGAGUCCAGCCGCACACUCACUGCUCAAAGGAGGGUUUUGCACACUACGAUAUCG
Molecule: messenger RNA, 1252 nt
Organism: Xylaria bambusicola
Lineage: Eukaryota; Fungi; Ascomycota; Sordariomycetes; Xylariales; Xylariaceae
Exons: 1
Coding region: 329-1120 (263 amino acids)
Source: RefSeq, a predicted model, not a curated record